Molecule: messenger RNA, 794 nt
Organism: Ceratitis capitata (Mediterranean fruit fly)
Lineage: Eukaryota; Metazoa; Arthropoda; Insecta; Diptera; Tephritidae
Product: putative defense protein 3
Exons: 4
Coding region: 84-656 (190 amino acids)
Molecular function (GO): oxidoreductase activity, acting on metal ions
Source: RefSeq, a predicted model, not a curated record
UUAAGUGCAGAACGGCAGGCAAAUAAGCGCCCAUUAAAUGUGAAAAUUAAUUGACGCAAAUCAACAGAAAUCAAAAAUUGUCUAUGAUCGAAAGAAGUAUAGAUAAUAAUUAUUUGAAGUCCCUGAUAAAAUCAUAUCUAGUGACCGUUAUGUUCAAUUUGAGUGUUUUGUGCAGUGCUCUGUGGAUUCUAGUGUCUUUUCUGUGUUUAACUAAUGCCUUCCCAGAUGGCGCGCCUGCUGAUACUUGUGUAAAGCAGCGUGCCAAUCAACCGAAUCACGGCAAAGCGCGUACACAACCGGGACAAACAAAUCCUUAUGAAGUUGUUGCCGAUUCGGAGACUUUCCAUCCUGGGCAACCUAUUUCAGUUACUAUUUACUCUAACGAUCAAAAGUCCACUUUUCGCGGGUUCUUCAUACAAGCUCGCGAUGCCCAUUCAAAUGAAUGGAUCGGCGAAUGGGUACAAAGUGAAAAUACCAAAACCAUUCCAGAAUGCUCGGCAAUAACACAUUCGGACAAUCGGGACAAGUUGGGCGCGAAGCUAUUUUGGAAGGCACCACAAAAUAAACGGGGUCGUGUUUACUUUACUGGCACGGUAUUGAAGGAAUACAACACGUUUUGGAGUGACGUUGUGGCAAAAGUGCUAGCUGCGCAAUGAGCAGACAAAGCUGGCAGUAAGGCAUUACAUACUUCUCGAAUGCUCGUCCAUUGCUGAUAAAAAGAAUUAGAAAUGCAUAAUUUUUUUUACUUAAAGCAUGUUAAUGAUUCAUCUAAACAAAUAAAGACAAUCGAAAAA